Molecule: messenger RNA, 1734 nt
Organism: Trematosphaeria pertusa
Lineage: Eukaryota; Fungi; Ascomycota; Dothideomycetes; Pleosporales; Trematosphaeriaceae
Exons: 3
Coding region: 112-1620 (502 amino acids)
Biological process (GO): cyclic threonylcarbamoyladenosine biosynthetic process
Cellular component (GO): mitochondrial outer membrane
Molecular function (GO): tRNA threonylcarbamoyladenosine dehydratase activity; ubiquitin-like modifier activating enzyme activity
Source: RefSeq, a predicted model, not a curated record
CUAUCACACUUCGUUCCUUGACAAUUGAGACUGGACCUACACAUUCUCUUUAAAUCGAUGGAUCUCCCAUAGCACCGGGGUUCUCAGCCUUAGUUAGGGAUUGGAAUCAAGAUGUCCUCCUGGGUAUCUCGGGCUACAGCGUCCCAUCAUGCGCAGUUAAUCACCACUGCCAUUGUGUCCGGGAUUGUGGUUGGAGGAGCUGUCCUCGGUUUCCAGAAGGCGAGGCGCAUGUACAGAGUGGCCGAAAUGAAAGCAGCAAUACCCGACAUCGAUGAAGAGCACCAUGCGACCAGAUUGACAGAAUAUGGCGCCGCUUCCAAUGCGUUUGCUCCGAGCAACGAAGACAAGCGAAGCAUGGCCCUUGCAGCUAGAGCACGAAAAGGAGACUAUGACGAUGAUCUUAUCUUGGAGCAGCUCGCCAGAAACCGGGUGUUUCUUACAGAUGAAGGCCUCCAGAAGCUGCGCUCCGCUUUCGUCAUCGUCGUCGGCUGCGGCGGCGUCGGAUCGCACGCCACAGCAGCUCUCGCCCGCUCCGGAUGUUCCAAACUACGUCUCAUCGAUUUCGACCAGGUUACGUUGUCUUCUUUGAACCGACAUGCGGUAGCUACCCUAGCCGACGUUGGAACCCCGAAAGUGCAUUGCAUCCGGCGGAGGCUUGAACAAAUCACCCCCUGGACGCACUUCGAGUGCCGAAACGAGCUAUUCAGCGAAGUCAACGCACCCGCGCAGCUAGCAGCGAUGAACGGCCAGGAGCCAGACUUCGUGAUUGACGCGAUCGACAACAUCGAUAGCAAAGUGGCGCUUCUGAACUACUGCUACAAGAACAAGAUUCGGGUCAUAUCUUCCAUGGGCGCUGGAUGUAAGUCAGAUCCCACGAAGAUCUUCAUCGGCGACAUCUCUGCCAGCACAGAUGAUCCGCUUUCAAAAUCGACGAGACGAAAACUCCGAGCGCUUGGUGUCAAGGAUGGUAUCCCGGUAGUGUUCUCUACGGAGAAGCCUGGCCCCGGAAAGGCACAGCUGCUGCCAUUACCAGACGAAGAAUUCGCAAAAGGCACCGUUGGCGAACUAGGUGUGCUCCCAGACUUCCGAGUUAGGAUCCUGCCUGUGCUCGGAACGAUGCCAGCCAUCUUUGGAUUGGCCGUUGCAAACCACGUCAUCCUAGAGAUCGCCGGAUAUCCUCACGACUACCUCCCCGCCAAGGGAAGAGAAAAGAUGUACGACAGCAUAUUAGGGUCGCUGCAAGGCGCCGAAGAACGCCUCGCGAGAUCAUACGGCUUCGACUCACAAGGCUUGAAGAUCCCAAUUACUCAGGACGACGUCGGGUACCUUGUUGAAGAGGUGUACCACGGGAGAAGCGUCAUCAGCGACCUAGCUACGCGGCUGUGCCUGAUGAGAUGGAAUAAACCUAGCGAGGACUUCAUCGACAAGCGCACUCCGGGGCAAAAGAACUCUUUGCUGCAGAUGAAGGAUUUGGUGGUCAUGACGAAAGAGGAGGCGGCUAAGCAUGAAAAGGAGGUGCUGAAGGGGGAUAAGAAGCCUGAGGAUUUGUACGAUGAGAAAGUGUUGAACACUGUGCGACUGAAGAUGGAGGAAGAGGAGAGGUUCGCGCGGUUCAGGUAAUGUACAGUACACAUUAGUCGUCUAUACCUUACACAUGGCGCCGCCCAUAUCAAAUUAGGCGCUUGUCCCUUCUACGGCCACGCCAAAAAUGAAAAAUUCAAAAUUCCAGCUUCU